GAAACUGUGACAUUGACAGUGAAUGGUGUGGGUAAUUUCAUUGUUAAUCCGAUUGUUAGAUUUCUGGAUUUACACUAAAAUUGGAGCAGGCUGAGGUUUUUUCUUUGAUUUGACCCUUCGCAUUGAAGAAAAAAGUUGAUCAUCGGCCGAAAGUCAUGGCCACCAACAGAUCACGCAGUGAGGACGAGGAGGAGGAGCUUCUCUCCAUAGACCCUGAGAGCAAGGAGCUGAAGAACCCGAAGAAGCUGUUCUGCAAAGUCAAGUGGUCCAGGGAUGAGGAUGAGAAGCUGAAAAAACUGGUGGAGCAACAUGGCACUGAUGCCUGGAGGCUGAUCGCCAAUUAUUUCCCAAAAAGAACAGAUGGCCAGUGUCAACACCGCUGGCAGAAGGUGCUCAACCCGGAGCUGGUGAAAGGGCCCUGGACAAAAGAGGAAGAUCAGAGGGUCAUUGAGCUGGUGCACAAAUACGGCCCCAAGCGCUGGUCCAUCAUCGCCAAGCACCUGCAGGGCCGGAUCGGCAAACAGUGCCGGGAGCGCUGGCACAACCACCUCAACCCCGAGGUCAAGAAGUCCUCCUGGACCGAGGAAGAGGACCGCAUCAUCUACGAGGCCCACAAGCGCCUGGGCAACCGCUGGGCCGAGAUCUCCAAGCUGCUGCCCGGCAGGACGGACAACUCCAUCAAGAACCACUGGAAUUCCACCAUGCGGCGGAAAGUGGAGCACGAGGGGUAUCUGCAGGACAACGCUGGGGCCUACAGGGCCAAUCAGGCCAUCAAGAGACGGCCCAAAACCUGCAACUCGGUGGAGGUGCUGCACGGCCAGAACCAGCUGGUCAUGACUAUCCCAGCACAGAUCGCGGGAUACUCUUUCGGGCCGUUGGACAGGCAGUGUGUGGACAGCAUCCCUGAUGCCUCUGUCUUUGUCCCACCGUGCCACGAUGACCCUGACAAAGAGCAGAGAAUUAAGGAACUUGAGCUGCUGCUUAUGUCAGCUGAGAAUGAAGUCAGAAGACAGGCAGCCUCAUGUCACUCCGACAGGUACCCCCGCUGGUCCGACAACGUGACGGACGACACCAUGACCACCAUGAGCAGCCUGGAGGACCAGAGCAUGGAGUUCUGCCGGGCGGAGGACAGCCUGGGGCCAGCGGCGGCCCCCGUCCACGUGUCUCCCAGCAAGUUCCUGGCAGUGGAGGCCAGCGCCGUGCUCUCCUCCCUGCAGACCAUCCCCGAGUUCGCCGAGACCAUGGAGCUCAUCGACUCAGACCCGGUGGCAUGGAGCGACGUGACCACUUUCAACCUGACGGAGGUGGUGUCCCCCCAGAAGCAGGUGUCUGCCGCCUUCCCGCAGCCCGAGGAACAGGACGAGACCCCUGGGGAGAUGGGCUAUCAGUUCGAUGGCCCCGCCAUCCCCGACCAGGCCAAGAGCUGUGCCAACCUGGGCCCGGGCUCAGACAAGCUCAUCCCCCUGGCCUCGCCCAUUGUGGCCAAGUUCACCACACCCCCCUCCAUCCUGAGGAGGAAGAGAAAGGAGAGGGGUGAGCAGUCCCCCUCCGGCGAAAGCAACUGCACCUCCUUCCUGGACACCAGCACCGCCUCUCCCAAAAGCACCCCUGUGAAAGCACUGCCCUUCUCUCCCUCCCAGUUUUUCAACAUAUCUGGGAAUGAGCAUCUGAACCUGGACAACCCGGCCCUCACAUCGACCCCGGUGUGCGGACAGAAGUGUCUCCUCAACACACCCCUGCAGAAGGAGAUGACCCCCAAGCAUCAGAAAGAGAACGCUGGGUUCAGGACCCCUAAAAUUCGGAAGUCUAUCUUGGGCCCUACUCCACGGACUCCGACACCCUUCAAAAAUGCCCUGGCUGCCCAAGAGAAGAUGUAUGGGCCCUUAAAAAUGGUGCCGCAGCCACUGGCCUUCCUGGAGGAGGACAUCCGAGAGGUGUUGAAAGAGGAGACGGGGACGGAUAUAUUCAACCGAGGGGAAAUGCAGACUGAAUUCAGAUCCUGGAAAAACGAGCUUGAUGCCCCUGCAAGGAAAGUUAGGAAGUCCCUGGUGUUGGACACCUGGGGGAAGGAUUGCCUCAAUGUCCAGCUGUUCUCCCAGGAGCAGGUCAGCAGCAUGCAGGUGCCCGGGGACAGCCUGCUGACCAGCUCCCUGCUGAUGACCCCCCUGCUCGAUCGGGAGGAGCAUACCUGCUCGCCUGUGCCGGUGAAGCAGGAGCCCAGCUUCAGCCCGCAGGGCAGGGGGGACAGCCCCCCGCCGACGAGGACGUCCCGAUACGAUAGCCCCGCCCAGGUGAACAGCGAGUGGGAGGCCGUUGUGUACGGGAAGACGGAGGAUCAGCUGAUCAUGACUGAGCAGGCCAGGAAGUACCUCAACUCGUACACCACCGGCUGCACCUCCAGGGCCCUGGUCCUCUGACCCCAACCGCCACACUACACCGUCCCAUCUGCCUGUCGCGGCAACCCGUCUUCUAACCGGCAGACUUAACACUUAGACAAUCUCGCGUAGGAAACUGACCGUCCAGUUCUUUUUGUUGUUUCACUCCACCCUUAACAGAGUAUAAAAGUGUAAUUGCUGAAGUAAAAGGCAGAAGUUUAUUUUUUUCCAUCUCCCUGUUUGUAAUAUUGAAUUCGACCCCCCCCCCCUUUUUUUUGGGCAUUUUGUGAAAGGUAGGGAGGAGAACAAAGAAACAUGCUGAUGCACCCCCUCCUUGUGCUGCCGCAAGCAAGCAAAACCCUUUGGUGUGCCUGCAACCUUCUGGCCCUUCCGAAAUUGUGGACCUUCUCCACAGAACUAUUCUAGCCAUUAUUAGUAACCUCGUUUACUUUUCCCCCAAUACCUGAAGCUGCAGGUAUCUUGAAUACCAACAUUCACCGUUCCUUAGGCUAUCACAUGGGCCAGAUGGCAGAAACAAAAUUCAUCGUGGGCAAAUUCUAUUAGGUUUUUGGCACUAUUUUUGUCUAUUCAAACGAAACAGCUGCAUAUAGGUUGUUGAAUGUAGACUCAGUGUAAAACUAGA
This is a messenger RNA of Megalops cyprinoides (Indo-Pacific tarpon), 3018 nucleotides long. It is a transcript of the gene mybl1, whose product is annotated as v-myb avian myeloblastosis viral oncogene homolog-like 1. The transcript has 16 exons. The record is from RefSeq and is a predicted model, not a curated record. Gene Ontology annotation, biological process: regulation of DNA-templated transcription. NCBI's taxonomy places the organism in Eukaryota, Metazoa, Chordata, Actinopteri, Elopiformes, Megalopidae. Gene Ontology annotation, molecular function: RNA polymerase II cis-regulatory region sequence-specific DNA binding; DNA-binding transcription factor activity, RNA polymerase II-specific. Gene Ontology annotation, cellular component: nucleus. Bases 156 to 2417 code for a protein of 753 amino acids.